Molecule: messenger RNA, 327 nt
Organism: Leucoraja erinaceus (little skate)
Lineage: Eukaryota; Metazoa; Chordata; Chondrichthyes; Rajiformes; Rajidae
Product: tensin-1-like
Exons: 4
Source: RefSeq, a predicted model, not a curated record
GGAGCAUGAAGCAAUGAACACACACAGCUUCCAGGCCAAGACCUACAGCAAGCCUCGUGUGUGCGCGGGGUGCGAGCAGACGAUCGCCGCAGACGGCAGCCAGUGUCACGUCUGCAAGGUGACCUGUCAUAAGAAAUGUGAAGGGAAGGUCACGACCCUGUGUACGACCCCGGUGAACUAUGACCUGUCUCCCAGUGUCACCAUCCCAGUCCACCAGGUAAGCAGCACAGUGAGUGAUCUUUGUUCAAUCCUCAAUGGUGGCCAAUGGUUCAAUGGUUCAAUGGUCAAUGGUCAAAUGGUCAAUGGCCAAUGGUUCAAUGGUCAAUG